Caenorhabditis bovis is the source of this 639-nucleotide messenger RNA. The record is from the annotation of a GenBank genome assembly. Lineage: Eukaryota; Metazoa; Nematoda; Chromadorea; Rhabditida; Rhabditidae.
AUGCACACGUAUGGUAAUCUUUGUCCACCACAAUGGGACACAUCUCUCGUCAGCAACAAUGAUAACUCACGCCUGACAGAAGGAUGUAUGCAGUAUGCGUCAGUUUUAUCGCGUCUUCCCGCACAUGGCACUGGACAAAUCCAAUUAUGGCAGUUUCUGUUGGAACUCCUCGCCGAUGCUGUCAAUGCACACUGUAUUGCAUGGGAAGGAAGUAACGGGGAAUUCAAGCUGGUUGACCCUGAUGAGGUUGCCCGGAAAUGGGGAGAGCGAAAGAGUAAGCCAAAUAUGAAUUAUGAUAAGCUUAGUCGAGCCCUACGGUAUUACUACGAUAAAAAUAUAAUGACUAAGGUCCAAGGAAAACGGUAUGCUUAUAAAUUCGAUUUCCAAGGCCUCGCACAAGCAUGUCAAAACGCCAUGAUUCCUGGAGGAAGUAAUGGGGAUCUGGCAUCAGCUAUGCAAUCAUUAACCCCUUAUUCUGCUUUAACGAUGACAAGAAUUCAACAUCCAGUUCCAACGUACCCGCAGAUAGUGGCGGAAACAUCGACGAACAGCAGUCAGUUGAUGAACGCACCAGCGACCAAUUCCUAUUGGAGUUCUUCAUCGUCUACAACAUAUACCGGAAUGUCAUCAACAUACUAA